Sphaerodactylus townsendi is the source of this 3546-nucleotide messenger RNA. It is a transcript of the gene ARHGAP17, whose product is annotated as Rho GTPase activating protein 17. The transcript has 20 exons. Bases 156 to 2822 code for a protein of 888 amino acids. Lineage: Eukaryota; Metazoa; Chordata; Lepidosauria; Squamata; Sphaerodactylidae. The record is from RefSeq and is a predicted model, not a curated record. Gene Ontology annotation, biological process: signal transduction; regulation of actin cytoskeleton organization; regulation of Rac protein signal transduction. Gene Ontology annotation, molecular function: protein binding; GTPase activator activity. Gene Ontology annotation, cellular component: cytoplasm; cytosol; intracellular anatomical structure.
CCGGUGGGGGCGGGAGGCCGGGUUGGGAGCGACUCCCUGACUGACGGACGGCUAGAGGCGUUCGGGAAGAGUCGCCGCCGCCGCCGCCGCGGAGGAAAUCAGGAGCGGCCGAAGGAGGGAGGGAGGAAGGAGGCCCCGCCGCCGCCGCCGCCGCCAUGAAGAAGCAGUUCAACCGCAUGAGGCUGCUGGCCAACCAGACGGUGGGCAGGGCCGAGAGAACAGAAGUCCUCAGCGAAGAUCUGCUGCAGAUCGAGCGACGCCUUGACAACGUGCGGUCCGUCUACCAUAACUCCUACAAGCGCCUGAUGGCCUGUUUGCAUGGUCAGUAUGGAACAGACGCCGACAAGAGGCAUAAGAAGCUCCCGCUUACAGGGUUUGCUCAGAACAUGCUAGACGGGGCUUUCCAGCUGAGCGACGAGACCUUGCUGGGGAAAAUGCUGGAGACGUGUGGUGAGGCGGAGAGCAAGCUGGCCAUGGAGCUCUCUCACCACGAAGUACAGGUUGAAAAAGAGAUCUUAGAGCCCGUCAACCAGCUGACGGAGAUGGAAAUCCCCAACAUUCAGAAGCAGAGGAAGCAGCUGGCCAAGCUCGUCCUGGACUGGGACUCUGCGAGGGCCAGGUGGAACCAGGCCCACAAGACUUCGGCUGUGAACUUCCAAGGGCUCCCGUCUAAAAUUGACUCCCUCAAGGAAGAAAUGGAUGAAGCCGGGAAUAAAGUGGAGCAGUGCAAGGAUCAGCUGGCCGCAGACAUGUACAGCUUCAUUUCCAAAGAAGGGGACUACGCCCGCUAUUUUGUCUUGUUGUUAGAAGCCCAAGCAGAUUACCAUAGGAAAGCAUUAGCAGUCUUAGAAAAGGUGCUCCCUGAAAUCCAGGCCCAUCAAGACAAAUGGACAGAGAAGCCGGCCUUCGGGACCCCCUUGGAGGAGCACCUCAAGCGCAGCGGCCGAGAGAUCGCCCUCCCCAUCGAGGCGUGUGUGAUGAUGCUCUUGGAAACAGGCAUGAAGGAGGAGGGUUUGUUCCGCAUCGCUCCCGGGGCCUCCAAGCUGAAGAAGCUCAAAGCGGCGCUGGACUGCUCCACCUCACAGCUGGAUGAGUUUUACUCUGACCCACACGCCGUGGCAGGUGCCCUGAAAUCUUACCUCCGAGAGCUGCCGGAGCCUCUGAUGACCUACGCCCUCUACGAGGAGUGGACGCAAGUUGCCAACGUUCAAGACCAGGACAAGAAGCUGCAGGACCUGUGGAGAAUUUGUCAGCAGUUGCCAAAGCAGAACCUGGCAAACUUCAGGUAUUUGAUCAAAUUUCUGGCCAGGCUCGCCCAGCACAGUGACGUGAACAAGAUGACCCCCAGCAACAUCGCGAUUGUGCUCGGCCCCAACUUGCUGUGGUCCAAGAACGAAGGUUCUCUUGCAGAAAUGGCGGCCGCAACUUCAGUGCACGUGGUGGCCGUGGUGGAACCCAUCAUCCAGCACGCCAACUGGUUCUUCCCUGAAGAGGUGGAUUUCAAUGUGUCGGGAGCGUUUGUGGCACAGCCAGCCACGAAUUCAAAUCACCUGCACACGGGGAAUGACUACGACUCGGGGACGGCCGAGCGGAAGAGGCCCGUCAGCAUGGCCGUGAUGGAUGCUGACUUGGUGAAGGACAGCUUUGGUGUCAAGGUUUUGGACUUCCCGGCGACCACCCGGCGAGGCGGCACCAUAAAUAGAAAGCACACGGCCCCAGCUUUCCAGCCGCCGCUUCCGCCCACGGAGGCCGGCCCGCUGGCUCAGGCGGCUGCAGACCAGCCCCCUCAGGGUGCCGGGUCUGAGCCUGGCCUCUGGGGGGCUUCCUGUGCCCCUCUCCCUGGCCCAGCAGAGCCCUCCCAAGGCCAAGGCGCUGAGGACAGCAGCAUUUCAAAAUCCAAAGACUCCAGCACGCCCUCCACCACCCCUCCGCCCACCAGGAACGGCCGGCACGGAAGCGCCCCUCAGCCCCCUCCCCAGCUGGCCAGCGGCUCCAGCCAGGCCUCUCUCGGGCCACAGCCACAGGUCAACGCUGGGCCCAGUCCACACACACUCCGGCGAGCUGUCAAGAAGCCUGCCCCCGCCCCUCCCAAACCUGCCAACCCGCCUCCUGGGCAGCCCGGAAGCCAGAGCUUGAGCCCAGCCCCUCCACUGCCCUCCGUGUCUCCGAAGCCGCCCGUCGCCAGAAGCCCGUCUCCCCCAGGAGCCACGCAGCCGGCCCCUGCUGCCGUCGCGGCCUCCCAGGCCUCUGCCCCUCGGAGAUACUCCAGCAGCUUCCCCCCCAUCCAGGCCCCCAGCCACCCCCCGCCCCAGCCCCCCGUGCAAGCCGCCACCCCUCCUCCGCAGCCCAAGGGCGGCAGCCCGGGCUCCUCUCCCGCAGCAGCCCCCGGCUCCGAGCCCACCCCCAAGCAGCCCUCGCCCACCCCUCCCCGCACACCAACCCCCCCUGACACCCCACCCCUGGAGAAGCACAGCGCUGCCUCCCUCACCCAGGAGGUUCCGCAGGCUGCGUCACCCCCUCAGACCGGCACGCUGCCGAGGCCGAGGCCUGUGCCCAAGCCGAGGAACCGCCCCACCGUCCCCCCUCCGCCUCACCCUCCUGCUCCUCACCCAACCUCCGGAGAUGGUUCCCUUCUAGGAGCGCCCCCAACUGCCUCCCGCUUAGUCACUGACCCCGCUUCCAGUGUUCAAGAGCCGCCAUCACAGAACCUCCCGGGAGCCACAGAGCUGUCCUCGGCAGAGUCCGUGGUUCUACCAAGCCAGAGUUCUCACAACCACCUUGUGCUUGACAUCGAUCAUGAUACCGAAAGCACUGCUCUGUAAACUAAGCAAACCACUCCAGCACCCAGUCCUUCCUAUCCCAGUGGGAACCAAACCCUGUUGAGACUUAAGACGGUGAGAAGCUUCCCUUUAAGAAGAGAGAGCAAAGGGGCCGGGGCUGCCCCGCCUGCGCCUCCAGUGAAGAUUGGGAGAAUUUCAGUGACCUGUGUCUUGACAAAAGGUGUCAAACUGUGGAUGGAACGAUCUGUCUGUUUCCAAAGCUUAAUUGCUGCUGUUAACCAAGAGGCUAUCCUGCCGAACAAUUCCAAAUGAGAAUCCAAAACAAUGCAUGUGGAGUGGAAAUAACCUCCUUCAAGGCCUCUGUUGGACUCUUCCUAACUCUUUGCUCUUCCCAAGGGGAUGGCUCGCAAGAGACCGUCUCUCUGACAUGCUGCAGAAUUUUUGUUUUAAAAGUAUGAACCAAAAAACCCCCCCACCAGAUGGGCCGGGGGUGGCCGCUGGAUCUCGGUCACCACUCCAGCCUGUGGAUGUAUCCUCGUGCCUCGACGGACUGUCCGGAGGAAAUGUACCGUCUUUUCUCUAACCAUUUCAUUGCUACCCUUUUAAGUGUUGAUUGUUUAUUUACUCUUUGUUUUUCAGUUAUUUGUAUUAACCAUCCCUGCUUCGGUUUCUGUAAUGUCCUUCGGCAGCUGCUGUCAAGCUGAAACCUUUUGGGAAAAAUACAUUUUUUGCUUUCAAGUUGUUAUAAAUGAGUUGAACUUUGAAA